Ophidiomyces ophidiicola is the source of this 1389-nucleotide messenger RNA. RefSeq lists its product as uncharacterized. The transcript is spliced from 5 exons. The record is from RefSeq and is a predicted model, not a curated record. Gene Ontology annotation, molecular function: heme binding; iron ion binding; oxidoreductase activity, acting on paired donors, with incorporation or reduction of molecular oxygen. NCBI's taxonomy places the organism in Eukaryota, Fungi, Ascomycota, Eurotiomycetes, Onygenales, Onygenaceae. The coding region runs from base 1 to 1389 and encodes 462 amino acids.
AUGAAGAUGCAUGAGAAAUAUGGGCCUAUUGUUCGGAUAAGCCCCCAUGAGCUUCACAUAAAUGAUCCCGAGUACUAUGAGAUUCUCUACUCUCGAGACAGCCCUCGCGACAAGUAUUCUUAUUAUACGGGACAAUUUGGUACGCCUAUGGCUGCAAUUUCCACCAAGGAACACGCCCACCAUCGCCUUCGCCGUUCGAACAUGAACCCUUACUUUUCCAUGGCCCGCAUUCGCCAGUUGGAACCUUCCAUUAAAACGCUCGUGGAUAAGCUCUGUGCCCGAUUAAAAGAGUUACAAGGUACCGGAAAGCCGAUCGUGGCACAAUAUGCCUAUACUUGCUUUUCAACUGAUGUGAUAUCGGACUACACCAUGGGAAGCGGGUUUCAUUAUCUAGACGAGCCUGAUUUCAUUCCUCAUUGGAGCGAAACUUUGAGUGCAAUCGCCAAAGCCACCGUCUUUUUCAAGCCAUACCCAUGGCUUUUUUACUGGCUGAGGGCCCUUCCAGAAUCCCUGGUUGGUAAAAUGGAGCCGGGAAUGAAAUUGUUUUUUGUUUUUCGCCGCCGCUGCGAGGCACUAAUCAAAACAGUUAUUGACGAGCACGACUCUCCUGAUUAUGAUGAAAAGCGGAAGUCAUAUGGCCAUCCCACAUUUUUCCAUGACAUUCUUGACAGUGACCUUCCACCUGAGGAGAAGGGGCCUGAAAGGCUAUCCCAAGAAAUCCAAGGUGUCAUUGGUGCUGGCUCCGAAACCGUUGCCAAAACAUUAAGCUGGCUUACCUAUUAUCUACUUGCAAAUCGAGAUAAACUAGAUAAGAUGCUAGAAGAGUUAAAUAGAUUAGAUCCUGAUCAAAUUGCUACCGCAGCGGAGCUGGAACAAAUGCCUUAUCUAACGUCAGUGAUGUUAGAAGGUCUACGCCUAUCGUAUGGGGUUAGCACAAGGCUUCAAAGAAUCGCGCCUGACCGCAAUCUUCAAUAUAAAGAAUGGUCGAUUCCAGCUGGUACUCCUGUUGGCAUGACAAGUGUGAUGAUGCAUCACAACGAAAGGAUAUUUCCAGAUUCAUACAAGUUCCUCCCUGAAAGAUGGAUGGACUCCCAACAACGAAAAUACCUAGAAAAAUAUCUAGUUGCUUUCAGCAAAGGAUCGCGACAGUGUGUUGGUAUCAAGUACGAUGUCCUCCUGCCGCUUUCUUCUACAUACGUUCCAAAUUCUAAUAAGUUUCAAAACAGUCUUGCGAGGGCCGAAUUACUUCUUGCCCUUUCCACGCUAUUCCGGAACUUAAAACUUGAGUUGUUCGAAACAACACGUGAAGAUGUUACGCUUGCCCAUGAGCUCUUUCUCCCUUUCCCCAAAAUUGGAAGCAAGGGGGUGCGGAUACUUGUUGUAGAUUGA